Molecule: messenger RNA, 1466 nt
Organism: Leptinotarsa decemlineata (Colorado potato beetle)
Lineage: Eukaryota; Metazoa; Arthropoda; Insecta; Coleoptera; Chrysomelidae
Source: RefSeq, a predicted model, not a curated record
AGAAGUAUGGAAAGUCUCAGUUCGAAGCCCAUAGAAGAACUGUCAGUUUCGCAACAAAAUCUAUGUUUGAUACCGCCCCCCAAACGUGCCGUGGACCACAAUAUAAUACCCAAUAGCGCACCCGUCAUGGGUAUGGCAGACAUCGACACGAAUCCUUUCUUUUUCGGAAAUUUGAGGGACAAUUAUGUCAACGCAGAUUACUUUGGCGUGAGAUACAAUCCCGAUAAUUUUUUUUCGAAGGAAAGUCUACAAAAAGAAAACGAAGGUAAAAUGGGUCCCACAUCAGGUUCGAAGACAAACCUACUAGAUCUGACUUCAUCAGAACACGUUUCGAGCGAAAACGAAGGGACCAUCAGACUCAAUCCGAACAAAUCCAAAAAAACCGACGAAAAAUUACAACAAACCACCGAGCAAUCCAAAGACGACAUGAAAUCUCCCAAGAUGAGCAUUCGAAAAAAAGUUUCGAUACACUUCAAAGGCAAAAAGGGACAAAACAAAAACCUCCUCUACGGAUCAGAGCCCAUAAUUCCCAAAACCCCACCGGAAAGGAAAAUGUCUAUCUUCGAAAGAUUCAAUGAUAAAGACAAGAACAAGUCGACGAAUCCGAAAACUCCGACUCUGGAAACGAGAAAAUCUGUUGUAGAAUCUAAUGCGGAGCCGAAAACGACUAGUAGUUCAGAGAGCAAGUCCAGUUCCGAAAAAAGAAAUUCCAUAGCGACUGAAAAAAAGGACAAAGGUCUUGAGAAGAAGAUUGGGAAAAGCAGAUCAGUAAGCCCCGAUCGUAAACAUGUUCAAGUUAAAGAUGAAGGUAUUCAAAAGAGGCACCGCAAACACAAAAAACUCGAGAAAGGUAAGCUGCGGCGGUCGAACAUCAUCCUCGCCGAACCGAGAAGUUUCCGGGAAAGAUCGUUCAGCGUCUGCACCGACAGGUCGAACACUCUAGGCUUGGGAAUAGGUUUAGGUUUCGGUUCGAUGUAUUUCGAAGAGUACUCGGACCGGGAAAGAACGAACAGCGUGAGCAGUUGCGAGACGGCGGAAAAUACGAGGAAAAUGUCGACGAUUCCUAAUGCGCCUCUUUCCGGGAAGCUGCCCUGGUGCGGGUGUUGGGGCAACGGGUGCUUGUGACGCCGAUAAAAUCAAGAUACGUUCAUUUUCCACGUGCAUGAGAUAUUGGAAUUAUCCUCAUAUCUACCAGGUCUAUCAUUGUGCAAAACAGGGUAUAAUAUGAUGAAGUGCUUAUGUAACGGACCUUGCGGCGAAAAAAUGAACUAUUCAUAUGAAAAAAAAAGAAUCUUAGCUCGUUAAUAGAAUCGAAAAUCGGAAUUUAGUGAUUACCAAAGAGUUAAAAGGAUAAAUGAAAUUGACAUUACUAUUAACAUAUUCAAUUCGUAUAAUUAUUUGUUCCAAAAAUGUUAUUUUUCACAGGCUUAGAUCAUGUUUUUUUAAUAUAUCGAUUUCAAAAGUUG